Aphis gossypii (cotton aphid) is the source of this 6087-nucleotide messenger RNA. RefSeq names its product WD repeat-containing protein 81 (gene Wdr81). Lineage: Eukaryota; Metazoa; Arthropoda; Insecta; Hemiptera; Aphididae. The record is from RefSeq and is a predicted model, not a curated record. Bases 132 to 5255 code for a protein of 1707 amino acids. Gene Ontology annotation, cellular component: mitochondrion. Gene Ontology annotation, molecular function: protein binding; phosphatidylinositol 3-kinase regulator activity. The transcript is spliced from 26 exons. Gene Ontology annotation, biological process: aggrephagy.
AAAUAAUAACAAAUAAUAAAAUAAUAUAUUUUUAUUAUAUUUAAAUUUUAAAUUCAAAAUUUACCAAUAGGUAAUUCAUUUAUACAAGAUAUGUGUUGUGUUCGUAAUAAUUAUUCUUAAAUUUACUACUCAUGGCUUGGCUAGACGUUGUCUCAAAAGACCUUACGAUUCCUGUUGAAUAUUUGAAGUCCACUAGUAAUUCUAAAAGGUUUCUCGCUAGUGUCCAUCGGAUUUGGUUUAGAGAUUACAUAAAUGGUAUAUAUCGUCCGUUUUUACAUCAUGAGAUUUUCACAAACGAUGAUGUCCGUGCGAAAGUCCAGCAAGUUGAAAGUUUGGGUGAUACUUGGAUAUAUGUUUUAAUAACUGUUAUUCAAAAAGUGGAUAAAUCUAUGAUUCCUUUGGCAAGACGACAUGAAGCUGCACAUUUUGAUAAAGAUUUAAGUUAUUCACAACAAUUGCAAUAUGUAACAGUUACUAAUAGAAAAAAUUUGUGGAAAGAAGCAUAUAAAAAAUAUGAUGGUUUUUUCUGUAGAGAAAAAUUUGCUCACUCAAAUGUAUGUCUAUCUCCUCAUGAUACAAUAAUACGAGAUGUAUUGACUCGUUUUUAUAACUGUCCAAUAAUCAAUUUACAAGAACAAUCUCAUAAUAAAACAUCCUCAACAACUGAAAACGAAUCUCAUAGCAAUAUUUUACCUGCUAACUUAGUUUUUGAAACUAAUAAGUAUUUUUAUCUACUACAGGAAACAAAUAAUGUACAUUCAUUACAAGAUUGUAUAAAUUAUAGUCCUGCUUUGUUAAAAUCUAAUCAUGCUCGUCCACUAUUUGUUUUAUAUCAACUUUUGAAUGCAAUGCAAAAUACCCAUGACCAAGGACUUGUAUUAGGUGACAUUACUUUGUCUGAUAUCAUUGUUUCCCCGGAAUUAUGGAUUCGGGUGCUUCCAAAAAUCACUGACAAUAUUUCAGAUGCCGAUGAAUUUAAUAAUAGUUAUGAUGAAACAGUAAAAAGUUUGACUUUUGAGAAUUUAGCAGAAACUUGUGAACAAUGGGUUCGUGGAAAUAUGACCAACUUUGACUAUAUUAUGUUUUUGAACAAACUAGCUGGUAGAAAGUAUGGUGAUCCUAAAUGCCAUUAUGUAUUCCCUUGGGUAACUGACUUUAGUUCUCGAGCUGGACUUAAUUAUCGUGACCUCACUAAAUCUAAGUAUAGAUUGAAUAAAGGAGACAGGCAGUUAGAUUUGACUUAUGAUAUUGGUGAUGAAAAAACUUCAGUUUUGACUCCACAUCAUGUUCCUGACAUUUUAUCAGAAAUAACAUACUACGUGUAUCGUUCUCGGGUAACUCCGCGAUCAGUCCUUUGUCGUUAUAUUAGAACAAAAUUUGUGCCAGAAGAGUACCCUUCAAGCAUCCAGCGCAUGCAACAAUGGUCUCCAGAUGAAUGUAUACCAGAAUUUUUUACAGAUCCAUCAGUUUUUAAAUCUAUACAUAAAGAAUUACCUGAUUUGGGUAUUCCAACAUGGGCAGAAAAUGUGCAAGACUUGGUAGAUACCCAUAGAGCAAUAUUAGAAAGCAAUUAUAUUUCAGAACGUUUACAUCAUUGGAUUGAUUUAACAUUUGGAUACAAACUAUCUGGUUCUGCUGCUGUGAAAUCAAAAAAUGUGUGCCUUCAGCUGUGUGAUAAUCAUACCUAUCUGUCUUCAUCUGGCAUUGUACAGUUAUUUACUCAGCCACAUCCUCAAAGGCUUUUACCUUCACCUUACUUUUCUCGCAUUCCUCCUAUUAUGCCUAAAUUAAAAACCCCUCCGUUAAGCGAGGAACAACAUAUCAAUGUAGCUGCUGAUAAUGAAACAUCAAUGAAUGGAUUCAUAAAAUAUCUAGACAUGUCUAAAAUACCGCUUUGUUUACCGCCUGAUUAUAAUCCUGCAACACCAUUAAUCACUCUAGAUUCAUUAAAUAAUUUCUUGAAUGGAGUAUGUGCUAAGACAUUGAGAUCUUCUACUUCUAAUGGAUUUCAUACAAAAGACAUGACGUCAUACAAAAAAAUCAUUGCAAAUCGAAGGGCUCAAGAAAUUCAAGUUUUAGGUUGUUUAAUUAUAGAAUUAUUUUUGGGAGACAAAGUUAUUGCCCAUGGAAGUAAUCUUUCAUCAUUGCCCUUUUUAAAAAGACUUCAAAGCUGUCGUGUGAUUGCUUCAACAUAUCAGAAAGAUCUUCCAGACUGCAUUAGACCAGUGGUCAAGUUGUUACUUCAAAUUGAUAAAAUUCCUUUAAAUGAAAAUCCGUCACCAUUUGACUUCAACUGGUGCUCUGUAAUCACAGAUUAUGGGCUCCCGCCUCCGACUCCCCAUCAAUUACUUAUUCCUUCUCUUUCUUCUUCUAUUUUGCGUUUUCCUAAUUAUUUUUCCCACGUACACAAUAUAUUAAGAAUGUAUUAUAAUUACAAAACAGUGAAAUCUGAAAUGGAAAAUGUUAAAAACUUAUUGGAAGAAAAUCAAAAGUUUGCCCUUGAUAUGUUUGAUACAUUAUGUAUCAAACUUAUUGUAGAUAUCGAACAAGAAAUGUGUGAAUUAAGUGAAUCUGGAACUUUUGGAAUACUUGCUGACAGUACUUGGAUAGAGUUUUUAAUUCCUAUGGUUAUUGAACUCUUGUCUGAUACUAAUUGCAAUACUUUAACAGCUUUGCAUUUAUUGGAACCAUCAUUUAAAGCCUUAGGUAUGCAAAAAUCUAAGGAUUUACUCCUUGACUAUGUAACGAGAUUGUAUGAAGAUUGCUUGAAAGAUAUUGGCCAAGAAAAUAUUCCCAUGCAUCAUAAAUGGCUUAAAUUAUAUCAAAAAUCAUUUUUAAUGAAAUUAAUUUCUGGUUUUGGAACUAGUGUAUUUUUAAAAAAUUUUGUGCCAAUACUUGUUGAAACAGUUGGAUCUGGAUGUAACUUUAACAGAGCGUACCCAAUCCCAAUACAACACCUUAAUGAUCUUUGUGGCUCAUAUCCAUCAUAUGAAAACAGUUUAAAUUCUGUUAUAGACACCAGUCAAGCUGUUAAAGUUGUUGAAAAUGAUACAUUGUCUCUGGAUGAUGAAGCUUUGACCAAUAGUAUAGUUUCUCUUAAAGAUGUUCUGUUAGAUGAUCAAGGUGUAAUAAUUGAUGAUGAUACACAAAGUGCUGAUACUAAUUUUAGUGACGAUAAGAAUUUGGAUGAAGUUAUAAUUGACUGCACAGAAGAUGGUGAAGAUAUAUCCCCAUCUUGUAAUACACCUGAUUCUGAAAAAUUCAGUAGUGAAGAAAAUCUAAAGAUAUCAGAAGUCAGUGCAGAUUCACUUGUGUGGGUAUCCGUUCGGAUAGGUCCUGUUCAUACUUCUAUGUAUAUUACAAAGAAUCUGUUGAAAAUGUUAAUGUUGUGUUACUCAGAGUCAUUACAAAAUGAAGACAAAGCAAAAAUGGUUAUUAAUUGUCUAAUGAGCAUUGCUGGUAUUUAUGGAGAACAAGUUAUUUUGGUCCAAUAUUUACCACAUAUAAGUGAUGUGGUAUCAUUAUGCAAACGUAGCAAAAUGACCACAAAUCUCGAAAGUGGCCUAAUAGGAUGCGUAACACUGUUGAAAUAUCUAAUGUCAUAUUUUACAAAAUCUACUCUCAAUGAAAUCAGUCAAGAUACUUUGUGUAAAGGAAUUAUUCAUCCAAUGUUAAGAAUUUUAUCAUCACAAAAAGUGAUUUUUCCAUCAGGAGCAACAAGCCGUAGUAGUUUUGCUACAAAACUAUUUGAAACCAUAUACUUUUUUGGUCUAAAACAGGGUCAUCUAAUUUCAAAAACUAUACAAAGAUUGUUCUUGGUAUUUGAUAAAUUAAGACAUUUUGAUCCAAUUAUUAUGACUGAUACCAAUUCAAGAAGUCAAAGUAAUGAAUUAAAUAACAGUGAUUCUGGGGACUCUCCAUCUACAAUUAGUGCCGAUAAGCCAAAUGUCAAAACUAAAGCUAUGGAAGAACUAUGUAAAGUUUUAACGCCACAAUUAGCUUAUCAUUCCUAUACUUUAUUUGUAAAAUACUAUGGAGAAUUAUUUAUGCAGAGAACAUUGAUAAAUUGGAAUUACAUUAAGGAACUGUGUGUGACAUAUAAAGAGGAAAGAGUAUAUUCUGGUUAUGCAAAUAUUGAUUACAAUAAUAGUACUAUUAAUUUUGAAGAACAGCUUGGAACACAUCUUACUCUCAAGGGUAAUAAAAUACAUUUACAGGAUGAAGAAAUAGAAGUAGCUGAAGAUGCAAAGACUAUAGUAGAAUCUUCCAGGCAUUUAAGAGGAAACUGGUUAGCAUAUUGGGAACAUGAAAUUGGCCGUAAUAGUCGUGAUACCUGUUUUAAUUUUAAACAAAUCAAAUUACAAACAUUUAGUGGUCAUCAAUCAACAGUAAAAUCUUUAAGUGUUCUUGAUAAUGAAAAUAGCUUUAUAAGCUCUAGUCGUGACAAAACUGUUAAACUUUGGUCUUUAAGAAAUCAAGGUGAUGGGAAUGGUGUAUCACAGUGUCAAUACACUUAUUCCAGACACCGUAAAUCUGUAUUAUCAGUUGCGUAUUUGGAAAAAUUUAGAAUGGUCGCAUCGUGUGAUUCCUCAAUACAUGUUUGGGAUCCUUGGUGUGGUGGACGUCUCUUAAGCUCGAUGAAUAGUAUACCUGUUAAUAUUCUUAAAUGUCUACCCACUCCUCAUCCAAAUAUAUUAGCUGCCUCUACGCAUCCAACUUUACAUUCUAUUGAUCCUAGGAAUGGGAAGUCUGUAGUAGAACUUAAAAUAUCUGUAAAUGCCACUGGCCUCAUAAGGAGCAUUGCUGUACCCACUAAUGCUCACUGGGUUGCUGUUGGUCAGUCAUCUGGUUAUUUGACUGUUAUUGACUUGCGAACUGGCCAAGCUUUGGCCAACUGGAAAGCUCAUGAGGGAGAAGUAUUACAAUUAUUGGCUGUAGAUUCUAAUACAAUUGUCAGUUCUUCUCUUGACCAAUCAUUGUCUGUUUGGAAUGUUUCAAAUGGCAAUCUGAUUUAUAAUAUGAGAGGAUCACCUGAACCAGUCCAUUGUUUAGGCCUUCAUAGAAAUGAACUGAUUUCUGGAACUACAGCCAAUCGUAUAGGAAUACAUACUGGAUUUACCAGUGAAGCAUCAUUUUCCUCUACAAAAAUAAGAGCUGACAUAUUUAAAGGAGUCUUGACUACAAUGUCUGUACUGAGUCUUAAUCAACUACUAUUACUUGGUGCUGAUAGUGGUAAUAUUACUCUUUUAUGCUAAAGAGUGUAACAAGAGUUUCUCAUCUUUAUUACCUACAUUCAAUAUAAUUCCAAUUAUUAUUUCAUAAUCUAUAGAUUUACAUAAUAUUUCGAGUGAUUUUUAACUAUUUGUAUAUACUCUGUUUUAUAUAAAAUCACUAACUUCUGUGCACUACAGUUUGUAGUGUAUGAAGAGUACCAUGCUCUAUUGCUCUCGAAAUCUUUACUUCCGACAACAGUUUAGCUUGCAUUUUGCAUAGAUUUACAUGGUAAAGCAUUUUUUUGGUGGCUAUCAAUCAUCAAAAAGCUGACAAACAAAAAUGAUUUAUCAUAAGGUUGGGUCUGAGUGUCUGAUCAAAUUAAAUGAAAAUCUGUCACCAUCAGCGGUUAUUCUUAUAUGAGACAGAGUAUACAUAAUAUUUUAUACAAGCAUUAUAUUUUUUUCAAAAUUUGAAGAGUAUACUAUUUUAAAUUUUUUUAAAUUUAAAUAUUAAUAGACUUAAAUUUUAAAAUAAAUUGAUAAUACUUAGAUUAAAUAUUGAAUGUUUCAUGAAUCACUUUGUAUAACGUAUACAAUUAUAUUAUAUUCCUAUUUUAAUUAUUUAUACUUAAUUUAUUUUUUAUCAUUGAUAUUAUAAAAAUGUAUGUGUUCAUUGCUGUUUUUAACUUGAUUACCUAUCUCUGUAGUAAUAAUAUUAAUUAAGUAUUCAUACUUCAUAAAGAUUAUUUAAACUAAUACUAAACAUAUUUUAAUAAAUUAAUAGGGCGCUAAUGGUCCUUUAAACAUGAAUUAGUGACCUAUGCCCUAUGGUUGGUUCAUUAAAUAUAUUUAAUUUAUUAAUCUAGUUUGUAAA